AUGAUCUCUAUAUAUGCUCCAUUAAUAUAUGUUGCGGUGCUGAUUGGCGCCAUGUACGGUGUUUCUGUGUUUGUUCGAAAAUCAAGAACCAUACCAAACGAAUUUGUUUCAGAAGAGUGGUUUGGAAAAAAUUUUGUAAGAAGCUACUUCUUCCAGCUUUUGGAGCAAAAUCCUCCGGUCCCAGACACCAUCAUAAAAGCAGGAUUAGUCUUGCGCGCUACGGAAGCUCUGCGCCAGUUAAUGAGACUAAAAUCGUCUAGAAUGGCUCUCAACGUUUUGCUGAAUCGAGGUGGUGUUGGCGAUGACCUGGUUCGUAAAUUUAGCCGGUUAGAAAAAGAAACUGAACUGGAAUUGAUGGAUAUUGCAAAGACUGCCAAUUCUUUACAGCCUGGUUGGAACCAAUUUAUUUUUCAAAGUUGCAAUGAAAUCAUUGAAAACGAAAAAAUUAUUGAGCAAAUCGAGGAAAUUCCUAAUGAUUCGGAACAAAUCUCCAAUCGCUGGUCUGGCGAGAAGCAACUUUAUGAAGACGCUGAGAAUGAACGGCGCUUAGAAGCCCAAAAAGAUUUGGGUGUCUUUUAA
Molecule: messenger RNA, 579 nt
Organism: Schizosaccharomyces osmophilus
Lineage: Eukaryota; Fungi; Ascomycota; Schizosaccharomycetes; Schizosaccharomycetales; Schizosaccharomycetaceae
Gene: sec66
Product: ER protein translocation subcomplex subunit Sec66
Exons: 1
Coding region: 1-579 (192 amino acids)
Biological process (GO): post-translational protein targeting to membrane, translocation
Cellular component (GO): Sec62/Sec63 complex
Source: RefSeq, a predicted model, not a curated record